Messenger RNA from Vitrella brassicaformis, 2411 nucleotides. The record is from the annotation of a GenBank genome assembly. NCBI's taxonomy places the organism in Eukaryota, Vitrellaceae.
AUGCCAUCGAUUCAAUGGUCCUUCCUCUCUGCGAGCUUUGAGCUCGCGGAGGUGGAGUUGCCACUUGCUAUGAUGGUGAGGAGAUCUGCGCGUCGAUGAAUGACACCUCACUUGCGCGUGUUAUGCGCUUUCUCUGCAUUCAUUCACAGGUCACCGCUAUGGCAUCUGCGCUUUCCCUUCUCCUGACUGCGUGUCUUGCCUUCGCUCAUGGGGUGGCUGGCGUGCGCCAAUCGGCUCGUCUCACCUUUCAGAUUGCCCCUGUGGCGGCUCGCCAGGAACGCCCGACUCAUCGCCCCGUGCAGAGGGCGACUGCCCUUCACGCAGAGGAGCCAGAGGAGGAGGUACGUACGUGAUUGGCACAGCCGGGCGUGAUAAGUGCAUUUUUGUGCAUUCAUUCGUCUGUCUGUCUGUCUGUCUGACUUGCAGGCCUUCGCCGAAGCCAUGACGGCCAAAGCGAUGCCGAAGGGCAGAUUGAGGGGUUUCUUCACGCGUCCAGACAUAUUGAAGCGAUACUGGGAGUCAGUGGAUCCCAUCGGCCUCAAGGCAGCACCAAACAAGAUACCUCUCACGGGGGGUCAGAAGUUGCUGGUCCGCGAGGGCUAUGUGGACAUCGCCAAGAUCAUUGUGGACGUGUUUAAGAAAUUCAACAAGAAGAUGUCUUCAUUUCCGGAGGGCUUUCGCGUUCUGCUGCGUGGCUCAUCGGGCGUCGGCUUGUCUUGGUUUCUUCUCUUCUUCUUGGCCGUGCUGAAAGGCGAGAUGCACCGAGGCGAGAACUUCAAGAUCUGGUUCGUGAACAACUCCUGUGGGUAAGUCAGCAACGACUUGCUGGCGGCCAGACGUGAUGUUACCUGUUCGCUCCUCCUGGUUUUCAUUCAGGUCAUCGAAUGUCGACCGGAAGGUGUAUGAGCUGUGGAAGGACGGCUUUGUGAGAGUUUGCGACCCGCUAGAGACGUUGUUCCAGUUACAAGAGACGCAGCCGCUGGACUCAUUACAACGCGACUGGCUGCUGAUCGACGGUUAGCAGGGCGUGAGGGAGAGGGGCUGCAUGCCUUGUGUGUGUGUGUGUGCAGGCUUUGAAGGUGCCCUGCAUGAUUUGUGGCCGGGCAGCGUCUUGCUGGCUGCAUCGGCGCGCCAUGAUAACUACAACCAGUUCAAGAAAAGGCUCACACUCGAUCUAGUCAUGCCCACCUGGGCUGAGGAGGAGGUUGCUGCAGCCCUUGAGGGAACCGAGUGGCUCGACCAGCUGAAUGACAAGCGUCCCUAUGCGGGUGGCAUCAUUCGCGAUUACUUUAGGCCUCUCUCUUCGCUCAAGAAGGAUAUGAAACUCGCCGUUGCCUUUCUGAAGUAUGAGGACGCUCGACGAUGGAGGGGAGAAGCCCCAAGGGGUCCGUGGCUAACAAAUUCCCUGAGACCGUUCUCAUGUCGCUCGAUCCCGGUACCAACGGCCUCUACACCUUUGGGAAGGUCGGCUGGCGCUCGUCUUAUAUCCUCGGCGAGUUCAUCCGAAAGCUGACCAAGCAGGAGCUGGAAGAUGAGCUCGACCUCAUCCAUCGCCCGAGAACGAUCAUCGACAAAGAACGGCUGUUUGAGGGCCUCGUUAAUGAAUUUCUGGCAAAGACCAGGCGCCCGAUAAGUCUGGAGCCGCUCAACCACCAUAUGAAACGUGUGAGCAACAGCACUCGAGCGUCAAGGAUGCAGACGCCGCAGAACAAGCUUAGGGGUGUGAUCCGAGUCUCGCUGGACACCACCCAGCACGAACGUGAGCCCCGUCUGUUUACUCGCAGCAGAGACCAGAAGAGGCCCUAUGCCAACGUGCACGAGCCUGGCUUCUGGGUGCCCGAGUCCAAGAACUGGCCAGUCAUCGACUCGCUGUACAUCGACAGCGCUAAAGACGUUAUCUACCUCAUUAAGGUCACCGCCAACAGCGAGCACUCAGCCAGUGGAUUCGAUCAAUCGUUGAUCGCCAACUUGAGGACAAGCUCAGCGAUCGGGGAUGGCAAGAAGACCUGGCGCAUCGUAUGGGCCAUCCCACAAGGCGGCUCGAUCACGCCGCAAUGGCCCAGGGACCCGACUACACGCGAGGACAUCAAGGACCGGCUGCUGUUCCAGGAAUACGUCUUUGCGCUUCCUGCUGGGCGAGCGCUAGAGGAGAUCAGCGCUGAUCCGGUAAGUAAGGGCAGUCAGUGAUGUGGAGGCGGGGAAGGCGGAGGAAACGAUGCUUGCUUCGUGUUAUGUAGACUGGUACCCCGCAGCGAGGUGCAAAGGGAUUGUUUCGCCGCUUUCUUCAAGAGUUCUUCAGCCGCUCGAAGAGGAAUUGAUUUUCCGUCCUCUUGUGGCCUGCUCGAUGAGUAUCUUCCGUGACCACUUUAGUGUUUUAUCGUUGUUAUCAGCUUCGUGUAUACAGAUUUCAG